AUGUACAGUUUCAUAAUGAAGGAAUCAUUUUUGGAAAGAUUAAAUUCAAGAAUUGAGGAGAGAAAUCUUUUAUGUAUUGAUUUUGAAAUUGUUAACAAUGGAUUGGUAGAUAGGAAUGCAGAGUGUUUUAACUCAUGGUAUGAAAAUGUAUCUAAACAUCUUAUUGAUUGGUCAAGUAAGGCUGUAAGUAAUCGAUUUGCAGAGUUUACAGAGUUAGUGGAUGAAAUUUUUGGUCAAGUUAAGAAUGAUUAUGCAAUGAUUGCUGAUAAAACUAUUGAAAAGAGAACAAUGGAGUAUAAUUUUAUUACUGAAAAGAAGAGAAGAUUGACAGAAUUGAUCAAAGAGUUAAAAAAGUAG
This is a messenger RNA of Naegleria gruberi, 357 nucleotides long. RefSeq lists its product as uncharacterized. The record is from RefSeq and is a predicted model, not a curated record. NCBI's taxonomy places the organism in Eukaryota, Heterolobosea, Eutetramitea, Acrasida, Naegleriidae. The transcript has a single exon. The coding region runs from base 1 to 357 and encodes 118 amino acids.